Belonocnema kinseyi is the source of this 3068-nucleotide messenger RNA. Its product is annotated as BRISC complex subunit FAM175B-like. The transcript is spliced from 6 exons. The record is from RefSeq and is a predicted model, not a curated record. NCBI's taxonomy places the organism in Eukaryota, Metazoa, Arthropoda, Insecta, Hymenoptera, Cynipidae. Gene Ontology annotation, cellular component: nucleus. Gene Ontology annotation, biological process: protein K63-linked deubiquitination; attachment of spindle microtubules to kinetochore; mitotic spindle assembly. Gene Ontology annotation, molecular function: polyubiquitin modification-dependent protein binding; microtubule binding. The coding region runs from base 180 to 1493 and encodes 437 amino acids.
ACCUAAUUCUCAUGACGGCUUGACUGUGAUUCCUUCUCAAGCAGUUUGCGUGUUAAUUCAAUUCCUAGUUGACAUCUAAUGGGAUGAAAGCAAUCUAAAUACCACCCACACGCAAUUUCUAUUCAACAAGAAUCUGAUUUGAAAUUCGCGCGCUUUUGAGAUUAAAUGCAGUUACCAACAUGGCGGAUAACGGUGUACUUGUUACAAUUUCUGGAGCUGCAUUAUCCCUCCUUUUAUACGAAAAUGUCCGAAGUGCAGGUGAUCAGAUUGGCCUUCUUCUGGGCAACAUCCAGACUUUUAUUACGAAAAAUGUCACCGAUUGUGACAGACAAGUGGAACACGUAAAACAUCACAUAAAUAUUGACACAGUGGUGACAUGUCCGAAAGAUAUUUUACAAAAUCCACUGGGAAAAAUGAACACUGCUAAACUGGAACAACUUAUAAAAAAUAAGGAAAAACGUGUCGUCGGAUGGUUCAGAUUUCGACGUCAUAAUUUUUUGACGCAAACCUUGAGGGAUAAAAUCAUGCAUAAAGAGUUUGCAUCUCAUUUUUUAGGAUUUAAUCGUGCGACCGAAGAACAUUUUAUAAUGUUUCUUUUAAACGCAUCGACUACUAAUUCAAACCAAGGCACGCAUAAGUACAGACACCUUUGUCUUCAGUACAAACGAGGGACAUUUCAACCAGUAGCGUUAAGAAUUAACAACUUAGGAGCGGAUGCUGCACGUCAUGAUGGUUCUGAUUAUAAACCUGUGCCAGCAAAUGAACCUAGAGAGGCGGAUGUUUUCACUUCAAUUGUGGAUAAUUUAAUGCUAAAUCUCGAUAGCAGUUCAACUGUCGAUAUAGUUGCAGCCAUUCAAAAUCGAGCUGAUAAUUAUUUAAGUCAGAUCAUGAAUGCGGUUGUCAAGUCCGAUGAAGAAAUCUCGGAUUUACAGAGGCAAGUGAACGAAUUAAAGGCUAAAAUUCAGAAGGGUCUCUGGGCCAAAAGUAUUCGACAGAAAGAAAAAACAGCGGAAAUAAUGGCUAGUGGAGAAAACGAAAAAAUAUAUACUACUGCCCAAGUUCAUGGUUCGCCACGUUCAACGAAAUCUGAUGAUAUGUUUGAUUCCGACCAAUCACCUAAUCGUAAUAUGGGCAAUAACGUGUCUAUAAAUACGUCGUCUCAUCACGCAAACUAUGCUACGAAGAACGUGAAUAUGGAGAGAACAAAGCAGCACAGUUUUGCGAAAGAGACGCGAAACCAUUCAAGUCAAGAUGCGAAUUUUUGUAAUUUGAUAGAAGCCGAUAGUUCGCCAGAAAGUUCGAGAAGCAAAGAAAGCACACCGAAGUCAAUGAAUAGAUCAAAUUAUGAUGUAAAAUCGAGCAUUUCGAAGAGACAGUCAAACUCGCCUAAAAAUCUUGGAAAGAAAAGUGAUCGUCAUUCGUUUGGCGAUUCCGGCGAGCAAAGUCACGAAGAAAUGCCCUAUGCUUUUGGAAGAAAAGAGCAGAGUCCUUGACCGGCAAGUUUUUCCGAGAGUUUAUAGUAAGUUCAGCAAACUGCUAUUUUUCCAUUCCAAGAUUGUCUUCUUAAUAUUCAAAAUAUUUUAAGCUUGUUUUAAAUCUACUUUUUUACGCGAGUUUAACGUUGUUAAUUUUCAUCUAACAAAUGAAUCCUCUCAAGAAUCCAUUGUAAAUAAUUCUGCAUCCGAAAGUUAAUAAGAAUAGUUCCUAAAAGUUAGUUGUUAAUUUUAGUUCGUCUUAGAUCGAUAUUUUCAAAGCAAACACAAAGUGAGGAAAGAAAGAAAGAAGCAAAAAAAAAAGGUUUUCGAUUAUUUUUAAAGAGUUUAGAAUAUAAAAGAGAAUAAAAUAAUUCACAAAUGUUAAUGCGUAGUGUUAUCUAAGUACAUAUUGUUAACGCGCUAAUUAUAGGAACUUUGCCUUGACUCCUAAGUGCAAAAAAAAAGAUUCGUUUUAUUUUUAGCUGCAUAUUAACAGAAUUUUAAUAUCGCUACUUACACUCUGAAGGAACUUGAAACUUUUUCAAUUGUUGCUCUCUGUACUUAAAAAAAAAAAUGUUUAUACUCGGAAAUGCGCCGUGUAUUUAGCAGGAUCAACUUUUAAUAAGUGACUUGUAGUUAAGAGUAGAUGAUAUUUUAUUACUUAAAAGAGUCUAAUAUUCUAAGACUUGAAUAGUACACCAAAGAAAAGUGUUGGUACAAGAGACGUGUUUUUGUUUAAAUGUAAUCCUUCAAAAUGAGUUUCUCGAAUGUUGUUGGGGAAUUGAAGAAGAAAGGGCAGAUUUCAAUUUACGAUAUGCUUUAUAAAUACUGUAUAAAUCGGUGAAUAAUGAAAUGCUCAACACAUUAUAAUACAACGUUUGUCAUGUUAAGUAUUUCCUUCGACGCAAAAAGUGCACAAAACCAGAUCACUUGCUGUUCAAAACAACAAGAAAAAAAACCGAUUAAAGAAUAUCCGCGGGAUUGUUUGGAAGACCCGUUACUUCCCAAAUUGUUGCUGCUAAUCGUCUGGAAUGUUCGAGAACACAUGAUGACGUUGCUAAACCAAGGUGCACACAAUAUAAUUCGUAAAUUCUGAUUUUGUUCCGAGAGAGCUUUGGGAAGUGAGCAUUCGCUAAUUUCCUAUAAAUUAUUAAUUAUAAGAUUUUAUCCAAUUAUUUGACUUGAUAAAAAAAAAGAAAGAUUACAAACCUGUAGUAAUCACCGCAGAGUAUUCCAGGAAUGCCAAAGUUCUUGAUUGUAGGGUUGAUUUGUGUUUUGCUUUUAAGAGGUGUGCCCUGCAAAAUAUUUGAUUAAAGUUAUGUUCUUAAUAAUGAUUUAUGUGUAACGAUACUUAUGUCUUGUUUGGGGGGGGGGGUCUCUCUUUAUUUCCACGAAGGCUGUAACUUUAAGCAAUAAACUCACCGAACUGUCUUCAAACCAUAAAAAAUAGGCAUAGUUAAACGUCGUGUCUUUCCACAUUACAGACAUCUGACCUUCUUGCAAAUGUAUCCUGCUAUCUUCAACCAUUUUCCAUAUCUGAAAUGAUUUCUUUAUUCGUUAAUAAACUUUGUUCAUUCCUAUACUUACACUCAA